Molecule: messenger RNA, 1299 nt
Organism: Eruca vesicaria subsp. sativa (arugula)
Lineage: Eukaryota; Viridiplantae; Streptophyta; Magnoliopsida; Brassicales; Brassicaceae
Source: the annotation of a GenBank genome assembly
AUGGGAACUGAAAGAUCCAUGCUUGUCCUCUCCCUCUUGUUCUUGAUUUUGACUGUUAUCCCUGUUAGACGAGCUCAGAGAACAACAACAACAACAACAGAGUUCACUUUCCGUGGUUUUAGCGGAAACCAAUCGCAAAUUCUGACGACUGGAGCUGCGACGAUCAAACCCGACGGAUUGUUGAGGCUCACUGACCGAAACGCAAACGUUACCGGUACAGCGUUCUACAAUAAACCGGUACGAUUGCUCGCAAAUUCCACAAUGGUUGCUUCUUUUAGCACAUCGUUCGUCUUCGUCAUCAUCCCUACAAGCUCCAGCAACGGAGGUUUUGGAUUCACCUUCACCAUAUCUCCGACCCCUGACCGCCCCGGAGCCGAAUCGGCGCAGUACUUGGGACUUCUGAACGAAAGAAACGACGGGAAUCUUACGAACCACGUUUUCGCUGUUGAAUUCGACACUGUACAAGGAUUCAAAGACGUUUCCGAUAGAUCGGGGAAUCACAUCGGUCUGAAUUUCAACAACCUGGCAUCGGAUGUUCAGGAACCGGUGGUGUAUUACGACAAUAACGAGUCUGACCGAAAAGAGGAUUUCCUGCUUCAGAGUGGUGACCCGAUACAAGCACUUUUGGAAUACGACGGACCAACAAAAACGCUCAACUUCACGGUUUAUCCGGCGAGUUUGAAGUCUAAACCAGUAAAGCCAUUGAUCUCGCGACCAGUUCCAAAGUUGUUAGAGAUCGUGCAAGAAGAAAUGUACGUGGGUUUCACUGCAGCCACGGGGAGAGAUCAGUCGAGUGCUCAUUACGUGAUGGGUUGGAGUUUCUCCUCAAGCAGCGGCGUAGAUCCUCCCCUUUCAGCACAACCCAUAAACCUCUCGGAGCUUCCUCCUCCUCCUCCUAACACUGCCAAGAAGAGAGGUCAUGAUCCUCAGGUCCUCGCUCUCAUCGUGGCCCUCUCGGGAGUAACCCUCAUCUUGCUUGCUUUACUAUUCUUCUUCCUCAUCUACAAGAAGCGUUUGCAACAAGGAGAUAUUCUCGAAGACUGGGAGAUCAAUCAUCCUCACAGGCUUAGAUUCAAAGAUCUCUACUCUGCUACUGAUGGAUUCAAUGAGAACAGGAUCAUCGGCACUGGUGGAUUCGGAACCGUCUUCAGAGGAAGCCUCUCCUCUUCUUCUUCUCCCGAUCAGAUCGCCACUUGGAUCUUGUUACGACAGUAUAGAGGCAAAGGUUUCCCUCGCCGUUGGAUUGCUCUGUUGCCAUCAAAGACCGGAGUCUCGGCCGUCCAUGAGAAUGGUGCUUAG